AUGACGGCGAAGAUAAGAGUGAGAUUUAACAAUGAACGGCGGAGAAAAGACAAGGGUAACAUUGACCACCUUUUACGAGGCAUGCGCAUUCAUACCAUCUCCUCCAGUUACGUACCAAACCCACGAAGUCGAUAUGGUUUUCACUCACGCAGCAUUGACUUCCCCAAUAACACUUCCAGGAGCAAGAAGGGCUCCUGGAAGGUGAUUGGCUGGGACACCUACCUGGAUGAACAGCUGGAGACAUCUCAGCAGAUCUGGGGCCCCGGGGCGCCCCAGGAGCGCGGGGACGAGGAGGAGGCCCGGACGUGCUGCGGCUGCCGGUUCCCGCUGCUGCUCGCCCUGCUGCAGCUGGCCCUGGGCAUCGGCGUGACGGUGGUGGGCUUCCUCAUGGCGAACAUCAGCUCCUCCCUGCUAGUCAGAGACACUCCAUUUUGGGCUGGCAUCCUUGUCUGCUUAGUGGCCUAUCUUGGCUUGUUUAUGCUUUGUUUCUCCUAUCAAGUUGAUGAACGGACAUGUAUCCAGUUUGCUAUGAAACUGUUCUACUUUCUGCUCAGCGCCCUCGCCUUGAUGGUCUGCGUGUUGGCGGUAGCCUUUGCCGCCCACCACUAUUCGCAGCUCACACAGUUCACCUGCAAACCCGCCCCCGGCUCCUGCCAGUGCAAACUGCCCUCCUCGGAGCCGCUCAGCAGGACCUUCGUUUACCGGGAUGUAACGGACUGUACCAGCCUCACUAGCACUUUCAAACUGUACUUACUCAUCCAGAUGAUUCUUAACUUGGUCUGCAGCCUGGUGUGCUUGUUGGCCUGCUUUGUGAUGUGGAAACAUAGGUACCAGGUCUUUUACGUGGGUGUCAGGAUGUGCUCCCUAACAACUUCCAAAGGGCAGCAGCAAAAGGUCUAACAUCCUUGCUCAAAGAUGGGAGAGCAGCACAUUGACUAACUGUGGUUUUAAAAACAAUAUUUUUAAAGAAGAAAGAAAAUUUCCACUUUUGACCAUGGCUCACCGUCACUGGUUCCCAAAUGAAUCUUUUUAUACUUUUCUCCCAGAAAAAAGAAAGAGCAUUUUUUUUCAGGUUUCUAUAGAACUUUAAACAAUUCUUAUGAGGCAAGUCCCAUCCAACUUGACUUUGGGAUAGUAAAACACAAGGUGGGAGAGAAAUGGCACAGCUCUGUCUUUAGAGCCUGGAGUUUACCCUGAGUACUCCUCCCCAUCCAGUAGUGAUAUAAAAGAUGUCCUCUUCCUUCCAAUUGGAUGGGGUGAGCAGGCAUUUCAGGCCCACUGGCUAACUUUUUGAGACUUCCUCCGGCCCUCACUAUCUCCCUCCAUCAUUCGCACUAUGUCUAGGAGGGGGGUCAGGGGUAGAGAAAGAGCUGAACAACUGGGUUAGGUCUCUAUUUUCCCUGGUAGUGACGUUCUCAAGACCUGAACUAGCUUGUAGGCGCAGAGGAGCAUAGGACGCGUCUUUGCAAAAAGCACAAUAAUUAGAAACACCUGGGCUGGGGCAGCGGCCUUUACGGCUCCGUUUGGCACUAACUAGAUCACGGAGUAAAUGCUUUGAUGGCUGUCUGGUUUUCAAUAACUGAAAGGUGUUAGUCGUUGUAUUCUUAACGAUGUAGCAGGUUUAAACAUAAUUGUAUUAUGCUUCUAUUCUAUUGUAAGAAACAAAUCAUUAAAACUAAUUUCUGGCUAAUUGUUAAUUAUGA
Molecule: messenger RNA, 1703 nt
Organism: Echinops telfairi (small Madagascar hedgehog)
Lineage: Eukaryota; Metazoa; Chordata; Mammalia; Afrosoricida; Tenrecidae
Gene: SSPN
Product: sarcospan
Exons: 5
Coding region: 1-900 (299 amino acids)
Cellular component (GO): dystrophin-associated glycoprotein complex; sarcolemma
Source: RefSeq, a predicted model, not a curated record